Molecule: messenger RNA, 1305 nt
Organism: Penicillium verrucosum
Lineage: Eukaryota; Fungi; Ascomycota; Eurotiomycetes; Eurotiales; Aspergillaceae
Product: RMD1 family protein
Exons: 2
Coding region: 1-1305 (434 amino acids)
Biological process (GO): positive regulation of mitochondrial translation
Source: RefSeq, a predicted model, not a curated record
AUGUUUGCCAGGCCAUUUGUCUGCUUAAGCUGCAAGCGCCCAGUACUACGACUUCCUACGCGACCGCAGACCCAAUACUUUCACGUCUCUCCUCCAUUGGCACUUCCCCGACGGAAGGAUUUCUUCUCAUCCAAUGCCCACUUAAAACAAAAACAGAACAACAACGAUGAACCAAUUGAGCUCUCUCCGGAUUCCCAGAAGCAACGUCGACGGGGUCCUAGGUUACCAGCAGCUCCCACUUCAUUGCGGCGAGUAGCGGUAGAAGCACAGAGGUCGAAGGAUAGCAUUCACUCCAAGGCGCUCCUCAAAGAGCAAGGUUUAUAUCGGACUAAGACAGUGACUGCCUACGCCGUAGCCGAGCAAUUCAACAUCCGCAAAGUCAGAGAUAUUUUACAAGAACGAGGAUAUGAACCAGACCCGUUGGAAACGGGUCUCUUCCCGCAAGUCGUUCAUGUUCAGAUACCGUUAGAUUCCAUACAGCGCAUGACGAAUCCCUCGAGCACAGAUCUACCAUCCGACGAAGUGGGCGAUUUAUUUGUGUUUCCCUCGGGUACAGUCGUAGCGUGGUCGCUUCCAGAAGGAUUCACAUCAUUCCUAGCAACACGAACUCUCUUGCCCGCAACAGAAGGUGCUCAUGUUGAUGAGUUGGAAACCGAGGAUCUGGAAUUCGUGGAGGACCCGAAGCGGGAGAACAGUGUGAUCAAAGGGGACACGAUUAUACUAGGAACUAACUCUGGCCACGGGGAUGCAGAGGGAUCACCAGCGGCGCAACAAUCCGUCGAUACAGUGUUGACCAAGGUUGCAUUUUCCUCGGGUCUUGCCCGGAGUACCAAGUUGGCCGUACUCGAGAGCCUUCUUUCAAGCUAUUUUGAAUCGACUCGGCCAAUUCCGACUCUCCUAUCACAAGGAUCACGUCUUCCUUUUACACGAGACUUUGUCCUCCGCAAAACUGGGCAGCUACUUAGUGUCCGAGCCCAGCUCAAUCUCUAUUCCGAGCUCACUGAUUCCCUUCCUGAUAUCUUUUGGGACAGCCGCCACGAGCUCGGCUUAGAAGGAUACUAUGAGCAGGCUGGCAGAGCUUUAGAUGUUGGCAUUCGCAUCAAACUGCUGAAUGAGAAGAUGGACUAUGCGCAAGAGAUCGCAAGUGUACUCCGGGAGCGCCUUAGUGAGACCCAUGGUCUCCGACUCGAAUGGAUUAUCAUUCUACUCAUUGCCGUUGAGGUUGGCUUUGAAGUAUUGCGUUUAUGGAAAGAAAGAGUACAUGAACAGGAGGAGGCGCGCAAGCAGGAGACCCAAGGUCAGUGA